Molecule: messenger RNA, 414 nt
Organism: Closterium sp. Naga37s-1
Lineage: Eukaryota; Viridiplantae; Streptophyta; Zygnematophyceae; Desmidiales; Closteriaceae
Source: the annotation of a GenBank genome assembly
AUGACCCACCCUCAAAUCGGGACUUCCGAGGCUCGAGUCGGGACUCGGAUUCAACACGUCAACUUUGAGUUCACUCACCCGCUCCUUGGCAGCACAACUUUGAGCAAGGGUUGGACGAAGAAGGUUCGGGCUAGGAUUCCUGUCAUUGUGGAGAAGGCUCCACGGAGUGACAUACCAGAGAUCGACAAGAAAAAGUACCUCGUCCCAGCAGAGCUUGCCGUUGGCCAGUUCGUCUUCAUUAUUCGAAAGAGGAUAAAGCUUCAUCCAGAGAAGGCAAUCUUUGUUUUCGUAAACUCUGUGCUACCGCCUACUGCCUCGCUGAUGUCAGCUAUUUACGAAGAGCACAAAGACCCUGAUGGGUUCCUGUAUAUGACGUAUAGUGGAGAGACUACUUUUGGGCGAGUUGGGCUAUGA